Messenger RNA from Haemonchus placei, 222 nucleotides. The record is from the annotation of a GenBank genome assembly. NCBI's taxonomy places the organism in Eukaryota, Metazoa, Nematoda, Chromadorea, Rhabditida, Trichostrongylidae.
CUCGACCAAAGAAUGUACGGCUUAUCCCAUCUAUCACUCCAAAAAAAUCUGUAUGCGUUUGUAACGACAGAUGAACUCAUUCAACUUGAAUUCGAGCCGGACAACUCGACAUUAGUCGUUCAAGCAAUCGCCGCCGGUGUAUCGGUGGUUUUGAUGAUGUUGCUUGGAAUCUGGGCCACAUGCCGUAAAAACGGCUAUUCAGAUGACUUACAAAAAGUAUAA